AUGGUCGACAGAUCGGCCGACAGCACAGUGGAACACGAAGAUACAGAGAAACUACCCUCUUCCAAGCUUGGAACAAAAGAAUAGUAAGCAGCAUCACCUAAGUAUUGUAACAUAUGUUUUCUCUGCAUUUUUCUAUAGCCACACUUUUUCCAUUUUUAUUUUUUAAUUUGAGGUCUCCAAACCUUGAUACUGUUAAUAUUUCUUCAAGUUGUUUCUCAUGACUUUGGUAGUGUGGUCUUUUUUGAGAAUCAUGGUCAUGAAAUAAGGUACACCUUGACUUAAACAGGGCAGUGAAAUGGACGAUUUUUGUCUCCAAAAGGGUGACAGGUCUACCCAAGUUUACCCUUGAGUGCCCCUUCCCCCCCCUCCCUCCCAGGGAAAUCACCCCGACCUUGUUCCCAGGUUCUCUCUGCUACCCGUCGAGAUGGGUAGGAGAUGGUCUACCCUGAUGGACUACUAAUGGACUACCCAGGAUACGAAUCUGGGACAUAUCGAAGGGAGGUGGAUGCUCUCAGGCCUGUAGGAACGAAUUUGAAAGUGAGAGGGCACAAACAAAAAUUAGCCCUAACAAAAUAUUUUUUAAAUCCAAAAGGGAAUUGCCUUGUGUUAUUAACUCAGUAUUUUUGACGAUAAAGUGGUAGUUUUUUUUUUGAAAAAUUUUGCCCAAAAAGUGAGGGGUGGGGAAUGGGGCAUGAGCCUGCUUGGCCCCCCUACUCCUACUGGCCUGCUCUCAUUGACUGCACCACCCUCUCAACUUUGGGACCAGGGACUACAUGACAGUUAAGUUUUUGAAAAAUCCUAAAAAGUGAUACUUACUGUGAGCCAUGCAUGGUGACAGUCCAGUACAGUUCCAAUAAUGAAGCAUCUGAGUGGCUGGGUAUCCUGCAAGUCUGGAUAGAAAACAAGUUAAGCUUGGUUUCUAGAUGGUCACUUUAACAUAGCCACGAAAAGUCUGUUAUACUGUACUCUUUAUUUGGAUUUGCAAGAUGGCAAUCCAAUGCAUAAUUUCUCCUCUUUUAUUAAUUUUUUUUUCGUUAUUUUCAGUUGGGAUGAGGCCUACUCAGCAGAGCUUGCCAACUUCAAUGACAAUGGUGAUGUUGGUGAAGUCUGGUAAAUGUGUGUCAUAUCUAUUUAUGCAAAUAUUAUCUUCUGUUUGUAAACUGUUUAUCAUGUCAGGAAUAUUAUUGAUUCAUCCUUCCCCCUUCAAACAAAGUUGAUUGUUAUUGGCCUCUGCUUAUAAGACAGUUACUUUAAUAAACCCCCUUAAAAAAUCAUUGACUAACCCCAGGCUUUCGGACACGACUUUCUUUGGAUGCUGCUAAAAGAGAAAAAUCUUGCCCAGGAAUAUUGGAACCUCUCACUUAUGAUCACCACCACCUCAUGAGAGUUACUUUAACACAACUUUCUGGCUACUUGUUUAAAACCUUUCUUCAUUAUUGUGAAACAACCACUUGACAGAUUUUCUAAUCUGCUCUGGGGGCAACCUGGGUAUUUCAGAUCCAUGCAACCCUGGCAAGACGAUCAAUUUGUUUUCUCGUAUUUAUUAAUUAAUAAGUUUUUUUUAUUUAUUUACAGCGCAAUAUUCAUAUAUCUAUAUAUUUUUACAUUUAGGUACUGUUCCUUUUUUAACAGGUUUGGGGAAAGCAGCAUGACCAGAAUAGUCAAAUGGAUAAAAAGUAAUGAAAAGAUAACAAAGUCUUCAACAUUUUUAGACAUUGGCUGUGGGAAUGGCAUGCUUCUUGUGAAGUUGGUAGGUUUACUCACUAACAAAGUUUGAUUCACUUUGCUUGCUUUUCUUUUCUCAGGAAAAAAGUUAGUUGUUAAUAAUGGUUUAUAAAUAUAAUAUAGUGUUAACUCUGCAGUGAUAGUCCUAUAUAUAGAUUUGAAAUACCAGAUUCCCCUUCCAAUAACAUUGAACAUGCUUGUUAAUCAAAUUAAGCACAAAUUUCUUUGGUAAAUUACAUCAGAAGUUACUUAGCGUUUUAUUCCACGCACCAAGGUGUUGUGUUUAUUUUGGUUAGUUUCUUGUUUAUUUCAGGCUCACCAUGGAUACACAAACUUAACAGGUGUGGAUUAUUCACAGAGUGCUGUAGAUUUGGCAUCAUCCGUAGCAGCAGAGGAACAAGUCAACAUUAAAUAUCUGGUGAGUGUUUCUUUUUUUUUCACUGUGAAGAUUGAUUUACAGGUACACCAGGCAAAGUCUACCAUGUCCAUAGAUUUCAUCAAUGAAUUGAUUAUUUGAAAAAUGAAUUUGUUAGUCAUUGCUACAGCCAGCUUGAAUUCAAAUCUUUGUUUCGGCAUGCAUAAUGAGCAGUGAAUUUUUUGGCUACAACUUUACAGUAUUCAGUUGGAUGGGAAAAUCUUUGAAUGGAUAAAUUGCUUUGAAGACACUAUAUAACUUAUAUCAAAUUCAAGAAAACUGAGUUGUCAGAAUUUUCAGAACUACCUCAUGUGUGAAUUCAUCGUUCAGUACAAAUGAAUCUGAAAUCUACAAUUACUAGCCGAUUAAACUGUAAAAAAUAAAUUCGUAAAUGAAAUCUUUGGAGGAGGGGAGGUUUGCGCUUGACCUGGAUUCCAUAUUUUACUAAUUGCUAAGUAAAAUAUUAUGAAUCUCAUUAAAGAAAGAUAAAAAAGCAUGCAAAAAAACUGUUUGACAGUUGAUGUUAUCAUAGGAUUUUGUUUAUUACAGCAUGCAGUGUAAUAGGUUUCACUAAUGUAAAUAGUCACAUUUGAAUUGAAUAGCCGGAGUAAUACUUUUGAGGCUAUGGACCAAAUUCUUGAGUCAAAGUGUAACCACUUUACUGAAAUGAAAGCUACUGAGCACUGAGCACUAAUUAUAAUAUUUAUUGGUUCUUAGAGUCUAUUAUGCUGUUCUACAAGGUGAUUCUACAGUCAUAUAAGUUUCAGGGUGUGGUUGAACUCCUAGAGUGUGACCAUUCAAAUGAACGCUUCUGACUAGUACUUUCUUGCAGUACCAAUAAUUAUGCUGUACAAGGUAAUUCAUACAGUAGAUGGUCUAAUUUAUUUGCUGAAAAACAGGUGUGGGACAUCCUUAAUACAGAGAGUGGUGGCCUGUGCAGUGAUCAGAAGUUUGAUGUGUGUCUAGACAAGGGAACUUAUGAUGCCAUUAGCCUAAAUCCGGAUGAUGCCACAGGCUGCCAAGCAAAGUAUAUUGACAACGUUUCCUGUUUACUGACUUCUGAUGGAGUGUUCAUCAUUUGCUCCUGUAAUUGGACAAAGCCAGAACUUCUUGCUCAAUUUAGUAACAGUAAGUGGGAUAACUAAUGUCUGUUAGUUAGAUGUACAUGUUUGGAUACAAUCAUCAUUUUGCGAGUGAUCUAGGCUAAAAUUUUUGUUGUUUCAAAAUUUGUUUACUCUUGUUUCAAGAAGAAUUUCUAAAGAAAAAGCUGUUAAAACGUAAAUACUGUCAUUAUUUUCCCUCUGCAGUACGUACAGUACAAUAAUGCUAGUGGGGUCUAACUGUAGGUACUGCAUCGUUUACCCUCUGCGAAACAACCUUAAUUAAACCGUGUAAACAAAUGUUCAAGUAAAAGUAACAAGACAACGGGGAGCUUAUGGCGCUCUUACAAGGUUAGAAAUGCCAACUGGUUGAAGGCAUUAAGUAGUUGGCUUUUUCUAAGUGUAGCUAGACACCACUCCAGCUAGUGUCUGGGGCGGGUCUUGAACACUGGGCUACCUAAUUGCCGGCCCCGUGCACAGAUCACUCAGCCACAGUAUCCCCCUCCCUCCCACCACGUUUAUGUGAACAGGAAAAGGCAGACAACUAACAAACUGGGAGAGUUUGCUUUGCAGGAAAGAUCAAUCAAUCAAUCAAUCAAUCAAUCAAUCAAUCAAUCAAUCAAUCAAUCUUUAUUCCUCUAAGAUAAAAAGACAUAUCUUAAGUUACAUCAGCAGUUGAGAAUCAUAAAAAGAAAGAAUCAUAAAACAUACUGUAUACAAAUAAUAGAAAGAUCAAAGAUUAUAUCUAAAAAUUAUAUCCUAUUUACAAAAACAUUCUUAAAUCGAUCAUUUUGCCUUCUCUGUAGACUGAAUUUAUACACUGUCGGCUUCCCUUCGAUUUUGCUUAUGCGUUCACCAUUUGUAUUUCGUUACAGAAUUUGAGUUUCUGGAAUCGCUUCCUGCUCCUUCUUUCUCGUUUGGUGGUCAGUCUGGAAAUACUGUCACAACAUUGGUGUUCAGAGCAAAAAAGUCGUAA
This is a messenger RNA of Porites evermanni, 4216 nucleotides long. The record is from the annotation of a GenBank genome assembly. NCBI's taxonomy places the organism in Eukaryota, Metazoa, Cnidaria, Anthozoa, Scleractinia, Poritidae.